UCCGCUCGUAAAGGGGGCGUGUGGGACUGGCACUGACUCAGACUCCCUCCCUUAUUUGCAUCAGUCAGUGGAAGAAGCGGAGAGCGGAGGCGCACGGAGGAGCACGGACCGAGACAGAGAAAGUUAUUUUAGGAGAUUAUUUUACUGUUAUUUUUUUAUAGGCAUUCUGUCGCUGCGGAGACUUUUGGGAACUGACCGCUGCCUCCCCUCACGCUGGCCAGGACAGUGAGCUGAAUGAAUCAGCGCGGGGUGAGGACUUGACUGCGCGCCGAGCGGAAGAGCCGCUCUCCGGGCAGCGGCUUUGCGCAGAGCUGCCCCGGACUCUGCGGGCGGUUCGAACUUGGGGAGGGAAUAAGUUGGGUUUUCUUUCAGAAGAAAGGAAACCGGAGGAAACCCUGUCGGAUCGUGCACUUUGCUCUGUUUUGUUGUUUUUUGGAAGCGAAAAGACAGGAGGGCUGGAUGCCUGCCGGUCCGCGAACCAUCAAGACGCAGCUAAGGAUUAUAUCCAUCAUUCAACGGAGUAAGGACGCAAGGUGGAGGGGCGGAGGAAUCGCAUCUUUCGGCGUCUCCGAGGUGGAAAUGGCAAGGCGGGCGCUGGAGAGAGAACAGCAGCCCGCGCAGGAGAGGAGACGGAGCAGGAGCUGAGUGACAGGAUGCCCGCGACUUGACCGCUGAGCACACCGAUUCAGCCUUUUUUUUUAUUAUUUUGCUGCAAAAGUACAUUUCUGUUUUGUUUUGUUGAACUAUAAAGAAGAGACAUUCAAAUACCAAAAAAAACAAACAAAAAAAAGCUUUUGGGGGAUUUUAAAAAAACAUCAUCAUUACUAUUUCUUUCCUGGAGUGCUUUUUUCUGUUUUUUGAAUUUCGGAGGAGACAAAACAAGGAUGCAUUGUGGAUUAGUUUUUGUCCUGUUCAUGGGAUUCCUCCUGGUGCUCGAGGCUUUUAAAAACGAUAAAUGCGGUGGCAACAUCAGAAUCUCCAGCCCCAGCUACCUCACGUCGCCCGGAUACCCCAUCUCCUACCCGCCCACUCAGAGGUGCGUGUGGGUCAUCUCGGCGCCGGGUCCUCACCAGCGGAUCCUUAUCAACUUCAACCCGCAUUUUGAUCUGGAGGACCGAGAGUGCAAGUAUGACUACGUGGAGGUACGAGAUGGAGUGGAUGAGAAUGGUCAGCUGGUGGGGAAGUACUGUGGGAAGAUUGCCCCCUCAGCAGUCGUCUCCUCCGGAAACCAGCUCUUUAUCAAGUUUGUGUCGGACUACGAGACGCAUGGAGCAGGUUUCUCCAUCCGAUAUGAGAUCUUUAAGACAGGUCCCGAGUGCUCCAAGAACUUCACCUCCAAUAGCGGUGUCAUAAAGUCGCCUGGGUUCCCAGAGAAAUACCCCAACAACCUGGACUGCACCUUCAUGAUCUUUGCCCCAAAGAUGUCAGAAAUUAUUUUGGAGUUUGAAAGCUUCGAGCUGGAACCUGACACAACACCUCCUACUGGAGUAUUUUGCCGCUAUGACCGGUUGGAGAUCUGGGAUGGUUUUCCCGGAGUCGGGCCUUACAUCGGAAGGUACUGUGGUCAGAACACCCCAGGCAGGAUCAUCUCCUACACAGGCAUCUUGGCUCUGACAAUCAACACUGACAGCGCCAUCGCUAAAGAAGGCUUUUCUGCCAACUUCACUGUCCACGACCGGACCGUACCAGAGGACUUUGACUGCAGCGAUCCUUUGGGAAUGGAGUCGGGAGAGAUAACAUCAGACCAAAUCAUGGCUUCAUCCCAGUACAACCCCAGCUGGUCCCCAGAGCGCUCCAGACUCAACUACUACGAAAAUGCAUGGACGCCAGCAGAGGACUCAAACAAGGAGUGGAUUCAGGUGGACCUUGGCUUUUUGCGCUUUGUCUCUGCUAUCGGUACACAGGGUGCCAUUUCCCAGGAGACUCACAGGACAUACUUUGUCAAGUCCUACAAAGUAGACGUCAGCUCAAAUGGAGAGGACUGGAUCACAUUGAAAGAAGGCUCCAAACAGAAGAUUUUCCAAGGCAACACCAACCCGACGGACGUUGCCAAGACAAAUCUGCCCAAACCCACGCUGACGCGCUUCGUCCGCCUUCGUCCAGUCACCUGGGAAACGGGCAUUGCACUGCGCUUUGAGGUGUACGGUUGCAAGAUAUCAGAGUACCCCUGCUCUGGCAUGCUAGGCAUGGUGUCAGGCCUGAUCACAGACAACCAGAUUUCUGCGUCCUCUCAUACAGACCGGAGCUGGGUGCCUGAGAAUGCCCGCCUUCUUACCAGCAGGACAGGGUGGACCCUCCUGCCCCAGCCUCAGCCCUUCACAAACGAAUGGCUGCAGGUGGAUCUCGGAGAAGAAAAGCUGGUGAAGGGUUUCAUCAUACAGGGAGGAAAAUACCGCGAGAACAAGGUCUUUAUGAAGAAAUUCCGUCUUGGGUACAGCAACAACGGCUCUGACUGGAGGAUGGCGUAUGACACCAGUGGAAACAAGCCAAAGAUAUUUGAAGGUAACAGCAAUUACGACACUCCUGAACUGAGGAGAGUGGAGCCCCUGCUGACCCGCUUCGUCAGAAUUUAUCCAGAGAGGGCCACUCCUGCUGGGAUGGGCCUGCGACUUGAACUCCUUGGCUGUGAGAUCGAAGCUCCAACACUCCCUCCAACCACUCCAGUCCCAAGCACCGCCCCAUCUGACGAGUGUGACGAUGACCAGGCGAGCUGCCACAGCGGCACAGGUGAUGACUACGACGUGACAGGUGGUACUAUCAUGCCAGAGACCACGACCCCAGAAGUGGACACCGUUCCAGGCUUUCUAUGGUUUGCCUGCGACUUCGGUUGGCCCAAUGAUCCCUCCUUCUGCAGCUGGACAUCAGAGAACACUGGCUCCAGGUGGCAGAUCCAGUCCAGCGGCACCCCAACUCUCAACACUGGCCCCAACAUGGACCACACAGGGGGAUCAGGGAAUUUUAUCUACACGUUAGCGACAGGUCUCCAAGAGAACGAGGUGGCUCGACUGGUCAGUCCCGUGGUCAGCUCUCAGAACUCUGACCUCUGCGUGUCCUUUUGGUACCACAUGUACGGGUCGCACAUUGGAGCACUGCAUAUCAAACAGCGUAAGCAGACUGAGGAGGGAGCUGCUGAUAUCCUGCUUUGGACGGUCAGUGGUCACCAAGGUAAUCGCUGGAGGGAAGGCCGCGUCCUUGUGCCACGCACCAGCCAACCUUAUCAGGUGCUGAUUGAGGGUCUUGUGCAGAGAAAGAGUUGGGGAGACAUCGCAGUGGAUGACAUUAAGGUUCUUGAUGGGCUAGGCGCGUCUGAUUGCGAAGAUCCUGAUGUGCCCACUGAGCCAAUGCUGCCUGAGGACAAUAUUAACGAAAUUUUUGAGGAAAUCACAGACUAUCCAGACCUGGUAGAAACUAACCAGAUCAGCGGCGCUGGCAACAUGCUGAAAACUCUCAAUCCAAUCCUCAUUACCAUCAUCGCCAUGUCAGCCCUGGGGGUUUUCCUCGGGGCCAUCUGUGGUGUGGUUUUGUACUGUGCUUGCUCGCAUGGCGGCAUGUCGGAGAGGAACUUGUCAGCCCUGGAGAACUAUAACUUUGAGUUGGUUGAUGGUGUCAAGCUAAAGAAGGACAAACUCAAUGUACAGAGCUCAUACUCAGAGGCGUGAGAUAUGUUUGGCUGCUUUCAUAUGACUAAAAGAUGUGCAGAGCUCUCAGAAAAAAAAAAAAAAAAAAACACCUCUUGGCAUAUUUUCUCAUAUGUCUGCCCCGUAGGGGGGGCUCAACAGGACUGCCAAACACUCUCUACUCACCAGAUGAGGGUCAGGUUCAGGAAACCAGUGGGAGGUUUGGGCUGAUCCACGCUUUUUUCUCAGGAGCUGCAGUAAAGAGAACCUAACAGUAGGGGACACUGUGUACAAAUAAAAAUACAGGAAAAAAAAAGUAUGUACAGAUAAUUUAGAUGAUAUUAUAAUUUUGUAUUUUGAUUUUCAUUAAUUUCUACAAUCGGAUGCUGGUGUUGAGACCAAUUUAUUAAUAAUGUUUAAAGUAUUUAUCAUUUUCUGGGGGAAAAAAAUGUGUGUUUUUUUUUUUUUGUAGAAUCAGUUUAUGCAGGCUGUUGUUUCUUUUCAUGCUUCAAAAGAGACGUAUCGAAAUCCUUAAAGAACCACAUCAGACAAAACUGUACAUUUGCCCCACAGGGUGGCAUAACGAGUGCAGUCCUGAUCCCUCUCCCUUUUAUUCCCGUACAGUGAAGCUCCCAUUCAUGUAUGGUUCUGACAGUGCCUUUAGUACCUUUUGGUUGGCCUUUUCUGUUGACCUGAGUUCUUUUCUUAAUUAUAUUAAGGUUAAGUUAUAAUGAAAGGAAACAGGGGCACAUUACCUUAUGAAUUCCUGCAAAACAGGACUAGAGUUUAUUGCAGCGCUCUUUGGUUUUUCUGUCAAAAAAAAAAAAAACAUUGUAAAUAAUUUUAAUAUAUUUUAUUGCCCUUUUUUAAAGAAAGUAAAAAGAAAAAAAAAGCUGCGGAAUCCCUUUUUUUCCCUCCAUAAGUGUGUGUGUGUGUGUGUGUGUGCGUGCGUGUGUGUGUGUGUGUGUAAAUACAAUCUUUUGACUGUUUUGUGCAAAGGUGUGAUGUCGAUCUGAGAUUCUGUUGCUCAGGCAAGCGAGAUUGUUUUUGUCUGUGCGUUCAAGCCAUCUUUCAUUCCAAAAACAAAAGAAAACAAACACACUCGAAGGAUGGAUGAAUAAAAGGGUAAAACACGCACAUGAGCAACAUUCUCCAUUACUAAUCUCUCAUGACUUCAGUGAAUUUCUUGUGUAAGUUGAACAGAAUUAAAUGGAAAAAUUAGACAUGUUUACAUCAAAAUAUAUAUAAUGUCGACCGGCAAACCAAAAGGAAAACCAUAAACCACUUUUUUUUAUUAUUUUACGUCCAACAUCACUGUGGAUGUUCACUGUAGAAGUGCUAUCUGAACAAUGCAGCUUGAAUGCACUUUGUUUUCUGGCUCCCACGUUGAUAGAGAGCUGAAAAAAGAGGAGUUUACCCACUAACUGAACGAUGGUGCUAUCAGCACUUUAGCAGGACAUCGAUGUGUUUCAUGACAAACCCAGUUUCCCACAUGCUAAAGUGUAGCUGAAAGGUCUACCUUGGGCCUGCAAGAGUUUAAUGUGUUUCACAUGUAGCAGCCAUAACGAUGAUGAUGUCAGAGCUGAUGUCAUUAAAAUGGGACAGCGGUGCACCGGGGGAUGGAGUGGCAUCACCUGAAUCAGGUUAUCUGACCUCCCUCUGUGGCUUUACCAAAGGCUUGUUGCCCCUCCCCAUACACAAACACACAAACACACACACACACACACCUCUUGACUGCAUGGGCUUCUCACCAACAGAGAGUACAACGACAACUCAGACAUCAUUAAAUGGUCACCCUUCGGGCCUGCCCCUUCGAAAGAAGAUCAAGAGGAGGGGACACACCUGGACACUUGUGGAAAAUUACAAAAUGUGACAAUGUGUUUUUCUAGCUCCUGGUAAGGUUAAACAAAAGUGCAAAUCCCACCCUGGGAACUUUUAAAACCUCAGUCGAGAGUCAUGUUUGUAGACGGACAGUUGAGACAAUCCCACCAUAACGCACUCAAAUUGGGAAAGGAUUUCUGAGUGGUGAGAUUUACAAGGACAUAAGGGCCUAUGAGCCCAAUGAAAGUCAUCGGUCUGCCUCACCGCAAUCGAUCCAAUCACGAACUUGAUUAUUUUUGUUUCUAAAGAAGGGUGACUUCUUUUAAAUCUGUGUGCUUUGUAUGUCGUGCCGUGGUGUACACACACUCUCAGCUUGUUCAUUUCAGAUUGGAUGACCCGCUCUCCUUAGCUUUCACUUCAGAGGACAGUAGCUGCAGCAAGCCAGACAAAAAGGAUACUGUAGCUUGGACUCGAAACAAUGUUGCACUGAGAAAUAUAUUUAAGAGGUUUAUGUGUUUAUAGUGUUCAUUUGCAGAAAAAAAGAACAUCAAAACAGAAAAAAACUUGUGCUCGUUUUUUUAUGAAUAAUUUCAGAUUAUAUGAAAUGGAUCUAAAAUGUAAAAAAAAAAUGACUGAGAUGUUUUCAUUAUUGAAAAGACAGAACAGAUUUUUAAAAAAGGAACAUCCCUCUCCUUACAUGUACAUGCCAUGUUAGCGUUCAUUUUGUACUGUCAUUCAGAUUUUGUGCAGAUUUUUUUCUGUUUUUUUACAAGAAAAACAAGACUUUUAUUUUCAAUACUGCUUCUGUAAUUUGCUGUUGUAGGAAAAAGUAAUAAACAGCAAAGGCCUUAAAAAGCA
Messenger RNA from Girardinichthys multiradiatus, 6296 nucleotides. RefSeq names its product neuropilin 1a (gene nrp1a). The coding region runs from base 885 to 3659 and encodes 924 amino acids. Lineage: Eukaryota; Metazoa; Chordata; Actinopteri; Cyprinodontiformes; Goodeidae. Gene Ontology annotation, molecular function: vascular endothelial growth factor receptor activity; semaphorin receptor activity. The transcript has 18 exons. Gene Ontology annotation, biological process: axon guidance; vascular endothelial growth factor signaling pathway; angiogenesis. Gene Ontology annotation, cellular component: membrane. The record is from RefSeq and is a predicted model, not a curated record.